AUGUCAACACCGUCACCAUUUUCACCAAACCAAACAUCCAACUUUACCGAGUCAAUUGAUGAUCUCGGCAUUGAUGAUAAUCAGUCGUUCCUAGUCGGCGGGCCAGAUUUUGAUUUACAUGGCUAUGGCCACUGGUCCACUGUUUUGGUUAUAGCCAUAAUAGGCACCAUUGGCAACAUCCUGCAGUUCAUAAUGAUGAGCGACUCCAAGUUAUCCCCCCUCUCCUACAGCGUGUACCUGAAAUUACUCACUGUGUCUGACAGUCUCGUCCUAAGUGACGCUUUAGCUCUACAGACUGAGUACUAUUUUAAAUUGACGAAGGUCCCUGACAUCAACGACGUCCUCUGUAAAAUUGUCACCAGCUACGAGGACUUCAUAAUGUUGCUGUCGCCAUGGCUAGUGGUAGGACUUACUCUCGACAAAUUCGUAUGCGUCUGUUUUCCGUUGAUACGGGGAAGAUUUUGUACGAAGAAGAAAGCCAUUGUCGUCUGUUCAUGUCUGAUUGGUGGAACCAUCCUGUUAAGUUUACCCAGUUUGGGUCUCAUGGAAAUGGGGAAUUACGGAUGUAUUCCGUCCGAUCUGUUACUCUAUUAUUCCAUGUUUCUUCGUCUGGUAAUGUCAUCACUACUACCCUGUGUUAUCAUACUGCUCCUCAACAUCGCCAUCAUCUCUCGCAUCAGACGCAGCAACGAGUUUCGGAACACCUUCACGAGACACACGAAAACGUCUACGAGAGAUAAUUCAACACGCCCCCUGAUGUUAGUCUCGGUACUGGCCUUCGUGACUUUGCUGCCCAUCUCGGCUUCACAGUCAAUCUCUCAGCUGUUCUACCUUCUGGAAGCAGACACAAAACCUGGGCUCAUAAUCUUCGGAUUGCGACCAGCGUUCCACAUAAUCUUCUUGCUAAAUUUCGGACAGAACUUUUUCAUCUUGAUGGCAAGUUCACGAAACUAUCGUCAGAUUAUGAAGAGAAAACUUGUAUGCUUGUCUGAGAAGGUGGAACGAACACACCAGAAUUUACCAGCUCUACAAUCUGUUGGAUCCGCAGAAACUACGGAUGCUGUUUCAAUGGCAAUAGUUAUUUCUAAUACCGCAUGUUCAGAAGUGCCAGUUCCCUAA
This is a messenger RNA of Gigantopelta aegis, 1119 nucleotides long. RefSeq names its product probable G-protein coupled receptor 139. Gene Ontology annotation, biological process: G protein-coupled receptor signaling pathway. The transcript has a single exon. Gene Ontology annotation, cellular component: plasma membrane. Bases 1 to 1119 code for a protein of 372 amino acids. Gene Ontology annotation, molecular function: G protein-coupled receptor activity. The record is from RefSeq and is a predicted model, not a curated record. Lineage: Eukaryota; Metazoa; Mollusca; Gastropoda; Neomphalida; Peltospiridae.